AUGGGGAAUUGUUGUGGCAAUCCGAGUUCGGCUACGAACGAAAGUAAACAAGGGAAACCCAGGAACAAGAACAAUCCUUUCUACAGCACCGAGUACACUGCAGCAAAUGGAUCUGGAGCUGGCUUUAAGCUCUCCGUGUUGAAAAACCCAACGGGGCAUGACAUAUCCUCGCAGUAUGAUCUGGGACGGGAGGUUGGUCGAGGCGAGUUCGGUAUAACUUACUUGUGUACUGAUAUCAAAACGGGCGAGAAGUAUGCGUGCAAGUCCAUAUCGAAGAAGAAGCUGAGAACAGCAGUGGAUAUAGAGGAUGUGAGGAGGGAGGUUGAGAUUAUGAAGCAUAUGCCUAAACACCCAAAUAUCGUCUCUUUGAAGGAUUCCUUUGAGGAUGAUGAUUCCGUGCACAUAGUUAUGGAGUUGUGUGAAGGAGGGGAACUGUUUGAUCGGAUUGUCGCAAGAGGACACUACACUGAGCGAGCUGCUGCUGCGGUUAUGAAGACUAUAAUUGAAGUUGUUCAGAUAUGCCAUAAGCAGGGAGUGAUGCAUCGGGAUCUUAAACCAGAAAACUUUCUUUUUGCUAAUAAGAAAGAGGCAUCACCUCUUAAGGCCAUUGAUUUUGGAUUAUCCGUCUUCUUUAAACCUGGUGAACAGUUUAAUGAGAUUGUUGGAAGUCCUUAUUACAUGGCACCGGAGGUACUGCGACGAAACUAUGGACCUGAGAUCGAUGUCUGGAGCGCAGGAGUCAUCCUCUAUAUUCUUCUCUGUGGUGUCCCGCCAUUUUGGGCCGAGACUGAACAAGGAGUGGCUCAAGCGAUCAUUAGGUCAGUAAUUGACUUUAAGAGAGAUCCGUGGCCAAGAGUUUCUGACAGCGCCAAAGACCUUGUGAGAAAGAUGCUUGAACCUGAUCCCAGAAAACGGCUUUCUGCUGCAGAAGUUCUCGCUCAAGAAACGAGCUCUUCGAGUAUUGUUUCUGUGAUAGCUGAACACUUGUCAGUGGAGGAAGCAGCUGGGAUAAAGGAAGCAUUUGAAAUGAUGGACGUAAACAAGAGAGGCAAGAUAAACCUCGAGGAGCUUAAGUAUGGACUUCAAAAAGCUGGACAACAGAUUGCUGAUGCCGAUCUUCAGAUUCUCAUGGAAGCUACUGAUGUUGAUGGAGAUGGGACACUGAACUAUGGCGAGUUUGUGGCUGUUUCGGUGCACCUUAAGAAGAUGGCGAAUGAUGAACAUUUGCAUAAAGCUUUCAACUUCUUUGAUCAGAAUCAGAGUGGUUACAUAGAGAUUGAAGAACUUCGUGAAGCCUUGAAUGAUGAAUUGGAUGAUACUAGCAGUGAGGAAGUUAUCGCUGCCAUCAUGCAAGAUGUUGAUACCGACAAGGACGGACGUAUAAGCUAUGAAGAGUUUGUUGCGAUGAUGAAAGCUGGUACAGAUUGGAGAAAAGCGUCGCGUCAGUAUUCUCGUGAAAGAUUCAACAGUUUAAGCCUCAAGUUAAUGAGAGACGGUUCAUUGCAAUUAGAAGGAGAGACCUAA
This is a messenger RNA of Thlaspi arvense, 1524 nucleotides long. Lineage: Eukaryota; Viridiplantae; Streptophyta; Magnoliopsida; Brassicales; Brassicaceae. The record is from the annotation of a GenBank genome assembly.